Messenger RNA from Colossoma macropomum (tambaqui), 2611 nucleotides. RefSeq names its product intestinal mucin-like protein. Bases 496 to 2547 code for a protein of 683 amino acids. Gene Ontology annotation, molecular function: protein binding. The transcript has 19 exons. The record is from RefSeq and is a predicted model, not a curated record. NCBI's taxonomy places the organism in Eukaryota, Metazoa, Chordata, Actinopteri, Characiformes, Serrasalmidae. Gene Ontology annotation, cellular component: extracellular matrix.
CCCUCAACUACACCUGUUACAGGAAGCACAUCAACUACAACAGAAAGUACUCCAACAACAACAGUGGAAAUUCCUUCAACACCAACAACACCAACUACUACAUUGUCCCCCUCAACUACAACGGAAACCACUACACCUAGUACAGGCAACACAACUACACAAUGUGUCUGCACAUAUAGAAGCAACAGUUUCCUCCCAGGGUCAUUCAUCUAUAAUGUAACGGAUGGAGCAGGGUGGUGUAUCACUGCUUAUUGUGAUCCAGUGUGCAGUAUCAAGGAGCAUGCACGACCUUGCCAUUCUACUGCUCCCCCUUCUACAACAAAACCUACUACUACCACUGUCAUUACACCCACUCCUGACUGCACAUACUACUACCCACAAAAAAAGAAUGAAGAAACCUGGAUUGAGAACUGUUCAACUGUUAAGAAGUGCGUAAAUGGUUCAAUCAUCAUAGUACAUCCCAAUAUUUCAUCUUCUCCUGUGUGUGCAAAUAGAAUGCCUCCUGUGAUAUUUGAGAAUAGAAUUUAUGAAUGUGCAUGUAGAUGCAUGGGUUGGGGAGAUUCGCAUUACUUGACUUUUGAUGGACAGUAUUAUGCUUUACAAGGAAACUGCACAUAUGUGUUGGUCCAGGAGAUCAUCAAAAAGUACAACUUCAGUGUCCACAUCAAGAACUAUAUCUGUGAUGCUGUCCAUAACUUGGCUUGUCCUGAGAGUUUGACCAUAUACUAUAAAUCAUAUAAAAUCGACAUGACACAGACAAGAAACCCAACUGUGAACAAAGUAUUUGUCAAUGGUGUACAGACAAUCCCAGCUUACUCUAAUUCAGACUUCAGAAUAAGCACUACUGAGAUUCAGAUGACUGUGAACAUCCCUGCUAUAAAAGCUCAGAUUGACUUUGCAGGCCUGAAUUUUGUAAUCAACCUGCCAUUUUCUUUAUUCUCCAACAACACUGAGGGACAGUGUGGUGUUUGUGACAACAUCGCAAAUAAUGACUGCAGACUACGUAGUGGUGAAAUUCAGGCAUGUGAAAAGACAGCACAGAAUUGGACUGUGACCAACAACAACACACAACCCUGUCUUCCACCCACAACCACAACCCCAACCUCAACCACAACUGAAAUAUGUGACCCUGAUAUUUGCAAAAUACUCCUCAGCAAGGUGUUUGAACAGUGCAGUCUAUUCUAUCCUCCUGUAAAUUUCUAUAAGGCAUGUAAAUAUGAUGUGUGCAACAUGCAGAAUGCCACUGGCUGCCACAGCCUGGAGAGCUAUGCUGCCUUGUGUGCUCAGAUGUCUGUAUGUGUGGACUGGAGGAAUUCUACUAAUGGACUUUGUGAAUACAAAUGUUCUGGUCCUAAAGUCUACCAGGCAUGUGGGCCCGUUGUGGAAGAAACCUGCAAUUCAAAGUACAAUGAGAAGUUUGUAGAUUGUAAGUCUCAGGUGUGUGAAGGAUUCAAGGAAGGAUGCUUCUGUCCUAACGGCACCACUCUGUUUAACGCUGCUACAGGCGUUUGUACACCCUUCUGUGGUUGUGUAGGUCCUGAUGGACUGCCUAGGAAGCCAGGAGACAAAUGGAGCAUGAACUGUGAAGAUUGUGAAUGCAGUGCAGAGACCAUGGGUCCAAUGUGUAAACCUGUCCAGUGUCCCGCUGUAGAACCAUGUAACAAAACUGGCUAUGCAAGCAAGGCAGCAACCAGCGACCGUUGUUGUCCAACAUGUGAGUGUGAUCCUGCUCGGUGCCCCAGUGCCCCUGUAAAAUGUGAAACUGGAUUUGAGUUGGUACAAAACAAGACUGUGGAUGAUUGCUGCCCUACUUUCUCUUGCAGACCCAAGCCAGUCUGUGUAUUCAAUGGCACAGAAUAUUGGCCUGGAGUUAAAAUUCCAGUAGACAUCUGUAAGGACUGCAGCUGUGGUUCCACCAUGGACCCCAAGACUGGACUGCUAACUCCAAACUGCUCUUCUGUGAACUGCAACAGGAACUGCUCUCAGGGCUUUAUGUAUGUACCUGACCCAGAGAAAUGCUGUGGACAAUGUAAACAACAACGUUGUGUUUAUACAGAUCCAAACAGCACAGUACACACGAUUGAGGUUGGAGAGAGCUUUAACCCUCUAAAUGAAAAGUGUGUGUACUAUAAUUGCACUAAAGUUGAUAAUGCAUUUACGUUGGUGAAAGACUUCUCUACAUACUGCCCAGCAUUUAACCCAGAAAACUGCAUACCUGGCACCGAGACAACCACACCAGACGGAUGUUGCAAAACUUGUGAGAUUCAGAGCUGCCGUGUUCAGAAGAACAACACCUACCUGGUGGUCAAUAACUGCACAUCUGUGGGUUCUGUGGAGAUAACCUCCUGCUCCGGCGCCUGUGACACCAGCUCAAUAUACUCGAUGGCAGCUAACAGCAUGAUGCACCGGUGCUCCUGCUGUCAGGAGCUGCGUACCAGCAGCAAGCAGGUGGAGAUGAACUGUCCUGACCAUCACCAGUUCAAUCACACCUACACUUAUGUUGAAGAGUGUGGCUGCCAUGUGACAGAGUGCCAAAAAAUGCAGUGAUUAAAAAUUUCAGUUCUCUGAUUUCUCACCAACUAAUUUCUAUAGACUUCCCACUAACUUACAA